AUGACGGAACCCCCCGCGAAGAAGAAGUGCCUGGGAGUCGACUGCCCCAAUGACGCCGGCUCUCUCCAGUGCCCAACAUGUUUGAAGCUUGGAAUCAAGGAUAGCUUCUUUUGCUCUCAAGACUGCUUCAAGAAGAACUGGGGCAACCACAAGUCUAUGCACAAGACCGAGACAAGUAUAAUCCACCACGUCCUUCCGCCAAAAGUAGUCUCUAAACCAGAUCCAGAGACAGGUGUUUUCAACCCGUUCCCGACCUACCCAUUCAGCGGCCCUCUCCGACCCGUCUACCCUCUGUCACCGCGGCGCACCGUUCCCAAGCACAUCCCCCACCCAGACUGGUGGCAGGAUGGUCAACCCAAGUACCCCAGAUCCAUCCUUAACAGGAACAAGGUCGACAUCUUGGAUGCGAAGGGAAUCGAGGGCAUGCGCAAGGUCUGCCGCCUGGCAAGAGAGGUCCUGGACAUCGCUGCCGCCGCCGUCAAGCCUGGUAUCACGACUGACGCCAUCGACGAGAUUGUCCACAACGCCUGCAUAGAGCGCAAUGCGUACCCCUCCCCCCUCAACUACAACCACUUCCCCAAGUCUGUGUGCACGUCGCUCAACGAGGUCAUCUGCCACGGAAUCCCCGACCAGCGUGUGCUGCUUGACGGCGAUAUCCUCAACAUCGACGUUACCCUUUACUUCGAGGGCUACCAUGGCGACCUUAACGAGACUUACUACGUCGGUGAUCGGGCCAAGGCCGACCCCGAUGCUGUCAGAGUUGUGGAAGCUGCGCGUGACUGUCUGGAUGCGGCCAUUGCGGCAGUGAAGCCUGGCACGCUGAUCCGCGAGUUCGGUAACAUCAUUGAAAAGAUCGCGAAGGAGCGGAACUGCAGUGUCAUCCGUACGUACUGCGGACACGGCAUCAACAAGCUGUUCCACUGCCCUCCCAACGUUCCUCAUUACGCCAAGAACAAGCAGGUCGGAGAAUGCAAGCCCGGCAUGACCUUCACGAUCGAGCCCAUGAUUGCUCUUGGCAAGUACCGUGAUAUUACCUGGCCCGACAACUGGACCAGCACGACGAUUGACGGCAAGAAGACCGCGCAGUUUGAGCACACACUGUUGGUCACUGAAGAUGGAGUGGAGGUCCUUACAGCCAGGAAAGCCGAUUCCCCCGGCGGAAAGAUCCCGAUGCCUGGCACCAACAGCGAGGCCAACGGCACAACCGCAUAA
Colletotrichum truncatum is the source of this 1212-nucleotide messenger RNA. Its product is annotated as methionine aminopeptidase. Gene Ontology annotation, biological process: proteolysis. NCBI's taxonomy places the organism in Eukaryota, Fungi, Ascomycota, Sordariomycetes, Glomerellales, Glomerellaceae. Gene Ontology annotation, cellular component: cytosol. Gene Ontology annotation, molecular function: metalloaminopeptidase activity. The record is from RefSeq and is a predicted model, not a curated record.